Molecule: messenger RNA, 993 nt
Organism: Rotaria sp. Silwood1
Lineage: Eukaryota; Metazoa; Rotifera; Eurotatoria; Philodinida; Philodinidae
Source: the annotation of a GenBank genome assembly
AUGAAAGUAUUGAUUGAUGGAACGAUUCCACGUAGUGCUGGUCUUUCAUCCUCGUCAGCACUUGUUGUUUGUGCUGCUUUGACAACAAUUGUUGCUAAUGGAAUUAAUAUUAGCAAGAGUGAUCUAGCAGAACUCUGUGCUGAAUGUGAAAAAUAUAUUGGUACACAAGGAGGUGGAAUGGAUCAAGCAGCGUCUUGUCUUGCACAUAGUGGUUCAGCAAUGUUAAUUAGUUUUAAUCCAUUGAAAAUUCAAGAUGUAACUUUACCAGUUGGUUGUGCUUUUGUUGUAACACAUUCAUUAACUGAAGUUAAUAAAGCAGCAUCAGAUCAUUUUAAUACACGUGUAUCUGAAUGUCGAUUAGCGACUCAAAUAUUAGCCCAUGCAAAAGGUCUUGAUUGGCGUUCAAUUCGUAAACCAUAUGAAUUACAAAAUGCUCUUGGUUUUACAAUAAAUGAAUUGGAACAAUUUGCAAUAGAUACACUUCAUGAAGUACCUUAUACACUUGAUAAAAUAGCUGGUUUAUUAAAUGUAACUGUUGAUGAAUUAAUUAAUAUUAGUUUAAAAGCCAAUAUAAAUCGAGAACAAAAAUUUGAAUUAUGUAAACGUAUAAAACAUGUUCUUAGUGAAGCUAAUCGUGUUUUACUUUUUAAACAAGUAUGUGAUUCAAAUACACAUGAUCGUCUUGAAACACUUGGAGAACUAAUGAAUCAAAGUCAUAAUAGUUGUGCAAGAUUAUAUGAAUGCAGUAGUAAUGAACUUGAUCAAUUAACAGAUAUAUGUCGACAAAGUGGUGCUUUAGGAUCACGUCUGACAGGCGCUGGAUGGGGUGGUUGUGCUGUUUCACUUGUACGACAAGAAAAUCUUCAUGAAUUUAUUGCAAAUGUACGCGAGAAGUUUUAUAUUAAUAGUAAAGAUACGAAACGUGUUAAUAAUGCUGAUCAAAGUAUUUUUCCAACAUUACCAGGAUGUGGAAUUUAUGCCGUACGAUUAUAA